AUGGAAGAAAAAGACAUCAUCAUAGUUUGUUGUGGUUCAUAUAAUCCAAUUCACUACAUUCACUUAUUGUUAUUUGAACUAACAAAAAACUAUUUCAAAGAACAUGGAAGAAAUGUUGUGAAAGGAAUUAUUUCUCCUGCUAAUGACUUAUAUUGGAAAAAAGGACUUCUUUCAUCAAAACAUCGUGUUGCAAUGUGUCAAGAAGCAGUAAAAACAUCUGAUUGGAUCAUUGUUGAUGAUUGGGAGAGCAAACAAAAAGAAUAUGUACGAACAUAUAAUGUAUUAAAACAUGAAAGAGAGGUGUAUGGGAAUGAAUAUGACAUUUAUUUUAUUGGAGCAGAUGAUUUAAUUCCAAACAUGAUGAAUAAAAAUUGUUGGGACCAAGUCUUACUAGAAAAAAUCGUUAAUGAGUUUGGUAUUGUUUUCUUUAAACGAACCAACCCUAAUUGUUCUGAACAAAUCAAAAGCUAUCCAUUAUUUGCUCGUCACUUAAAUCAUAUUUUUAUAAUAGAUUCAUUUCAAUCACAACACAGUUCAACAUUAGUUCGUCAAUUAGUAAAAUCAAGAAUGAGUAUUAAAUAUUUAGUACCUGACGAAGUUAUUUAUUAUAUCACACAACAUCAACUUUAUCUUGAAUAA
This is a messenger RNA of Entamoeba histolytica HM-1:IMSS, 639 nucleotides long. RefSeq names its product NMN adenylyltransferase, putative. Gene Ontology annotation, molecular function: nicotinamide-nucleotide adenylyltransferase activity; nicotinate-nucleotide adenylyltransferase activity. The transcript has a single exon. Lineage: Eukaryota; Evosea; Mastigamoebida; Endamoebidae. Bases 1 to 639 code for a protein of 212 amino acids. The record is from RefSeq and is a predicted model, not a curated record. Gene Ontology annotation, biological process: NAD+ biosynthetic process.